This is a messenger RNA of Closterium sp. Yama58-4, 426 nucleotides long. The record is from the annotation of a GenBank genome assembly. NCBI's taxonomy places the organism in Eukaryota, Viridiplantae, Streptophyta, Zygnematophyceae, Desmidiales, Closteriaceae.
AUGGAGGAUAGGCGGAAGGGAUUGGGGGCGCGGGGAGGGGAUGAGAGCAUGUGGGAGAGGCAGGAAGGUGUGCAAUCACGAUCAUCACCAUCACCAUCAUCAUCAUCAUCAUCAUCAUCACCAUCACCAUCACCAUCACCAUCGCCACCAUCACCUGCGAGCAUGUUCAAUCCGUCUUGCGACCUCUCGCGGUUCGACCUCUCGAAGCACAACGUCUGGGGCCUGCGCCUGCUCUCGAGGCCCUGUCCUCUCCCGCGGAAUAGUCUUCCGCGGAUUCGAGUCGGCGCGCGGUACCGCCAUCGCGCGCACGCCGCGGGCCGCCGCGGCGGGUGCGGACCCGCCAAUAUCAUGCCUACCACUACUGGCGCGCACCGGCGCGCCAUGAUCCGCGGAACCUUGCGGAGAGUCUCGGAGCGCGUAAGAUAG